Bufo gargarizans (Asiatic toad) is the source of this 1845-nucleotide messenger RNA. It is a transcript of the gene HTATIP2, whose product is annotated as HIV-1 Tat interactive protein 2. Lineage: Eukaryota; Metazoa; Chordata; Amphibia; Anura; Bufonidae. The record is from RefSeq and is a predicted model, not a curated record. The transcript has 6 exons. Gene Ontology annotation, biological process: import into nucleus. Gene Ontology annotation, cellular component: cytoplasm. Bases 59 to 883 code for a protein of 274 amino acids.
UCUGAGGGCCGCGCAUGCGCAGUACUGCAGGGCAGGGCAGGGCAGGAAGCGGCUCCUUAUGCCGGGUGUGUGGAGAACCGACUGCUGGAGCAUCGGCGGCGCCGUCCUCGUCCUCCUAGCCGCCAUCUCACUGCACGAGGAGCCGGAGGAGCCGCCCAGGAUGGCUAAAGAUCUCAAGACGCUGCAAGAAGCCUACCGGCAGCUGAACAAGUCCUGCUUCAUCCUCGGGGCGUCCGGAGAGACGGGCAAAGAGCUCCUCAAGCAGAUAGUCCACAGUCGGCUGUACGGCAAAGUCACGGUCAUCGGGCGCCGGAAGCUAAACUAUGAAGACGAGGCUUAUAAAGAUGUGAACCAGGAGGUGGUUGAUUUUGAGAAGUUAGAUGAGCAUUCGGCUGCCUUUCAAGGACACGAUGUUGGGUUCUGCUGUCUUGGAACCACAAAAGCAAAAUCUGGGGAGGCUGGAUUUAUCCGAGUCGACCACGACUAUGUUCUGAAGUCGGCGCAGCUGGCAAAAGCUGGUGGCUGCCAACACUUUAAUCUGGAGUCUUCUCAAGGCGCUAACAAGGGGAGCAGCUUCCUCUACCUCAGGGUUAAGGGUGAAGUGGAAGCGGAGGUAGAAGAGAUCGGAUUUGACCGUUAUACCAUCUUCAGACCUGCGGUGCUGAUGGUUGACCGGGAAGAGUCGCGCCCGGCAGAAUGGCUAACCAGGAAGCUGAUGGUUCCGAUCGCUCACUUCUUCCCCACCGCCUACACCGUGCCCAUCACGACGCUGGUGAAGGGCAUGCUGAACAACGCAGUGCUGCCAAGUGACAAGAAGGUGGAGCUGCUGGAAAACAAAGCCAUACACGCCCUGGGGAAGAUGGAGGAGGAGAAGAAGAAGUAGUGGGAUCGAGCUGCGGAGAGACACGGGGGAGGGGCGGUGCCGCUGGAUGGAAAACAUCAGAUUUUAUAACACAUAAAAGGGAGGCUCCGGGUCACAUAUGAAGGGGCUGUCCGGGAUUAGAGAAGGAAACAGCGCCACAUCUGUCCAAGGCGGGGUCUGGUAUUGCAGCUCAGCGCCAUUAAAGUGACUGUGGCUGUGCUGCGAUACCACACACCACCUGAGGACAGGUGUGGUGCUGUUUUAGGAAGAGAGCAGCCACGUUUUUCUAAUUCUGGACAACCCCUUUAAGGCCAGGGCUCUGGUGGUUUUGCAAUCUCAAUGGUGGAGGGGUAGGCUACUGCACUAUAUGCUCAGGUAAUGGAUGCAGGUGUGCAUGGCGGGGGAGGGGUCACACACUGGGCGCUUGUACACAGGUACCCACUGAUUACAAUAGGCACCAUGUAUCGGAUCCCAGGGGACCCUCCACAAUCAGCAGCCAUAGCUGGUGCUAUACAUGGCGCCCCCAAUAAAAUCAGCAGGGGACAUCGGUUUUGACAUAUGGAUGCCCUCUACUACCUCUAGAGCAGGGGUCAGCAAACUCUGGCACUCCAGCUGUUGCAAGACUAAAACUCCCAGUGAGCAUGCUGGGAGUUGUAGUCUCCCCACAGCUGGGGUGCUGGAGGUUGCUGACCCCUGCUAUGCAGUAUAUGGGUGGUCCAAGGAGGUCUCGGUCAUAGGUCCUACUCGUGUUGGCGUCUGCUAGGAUCUCGUGCAUGGGCCGUGUCUGUACUGCAGGUGAGUGAGGCCGAGGUGCAGUACCAGACACCACCUAUGGCCAGGAGAGGCGCUGUUUCUGAAAGCCCAUGCUAUACCGUAUGUGUACAUGUGGUGACACCUAUAUUGUACAUAUGUUAUACAUGCCUUCUAAGGGACUGUACCUGAUGAGCUUGACCAAAAAUUUUAAUAAAAAUAUUAAAUUCUUA